AUGUUUACCUCUUGCUCGAUGGCGAAAAAACCUCGCAAUCUGUUUGGGAUUAGCAAGAUUUGUCGGGCGUGUGUCUGGUCGUUCGGCGUGCCUCGCGGCAGGUUCGAGCGAUUUAUUGCGCACGGCCAUUGCAAGCGAGAACAUAAGACCCGUGCCGUUUGCUGGACGUUUCCGCACAUGAUCCGGCGUUUGUUGGCCGUCCACACAACGCGACGACAGACAGAGAGCCUCGUGUUCAACAGGGUUGAAGUUGGGUGA
This is a messenger RNA of Soboliphyme baturini, 258 nucleotides long. The record is from the annotation of a GenBank genome assembly. NCBI's taxonomy places the organism in Eukaryota, Metazoa, Nematoda, Enoplea, Dioctophymatida, Soboliphymatidae.